Molecule: messenger RNA, 4154 nt
Organism: Neofelis nebulosa (Clouded leopard)
Lineage: Eukaryota; Metazoa; Chordata; Mammalia; Carnivora; Felidae
Product: protocadherin alpha-1-like
Biological process (GO): homophilic cell-cell adhesion
Cellular component (GO): plasma membrane
Molecular function (GO): calcium ion binding
Source: RefSeq, a predicted model, not a curated record
AGAUUAUAUUUAAAGAUCACUGUAAUUCCCAACAUUAAAACAUGAUAAUUUAUAGUUUUCAGUUAAAUAGAGAUACGUUUUAAAAGUCAAAAUAAGCUUUUAACUGUAGAAAACAAAGUAUAUUUAAUUCAACAGUUUUAUGUUUGGAAUAUCUGAAUGACAGCAAAUUGCAGUUAGCAUUAUUCUAUGUAUUCUUCAUAGUAAUAAAAUGCAUAAAAGGAAAUUUAUACCACAUUAAACUACCUUGUACAUUAAAAUAUUGACAGUAUUGUCUAAAUCUAUUAGCAUUUAAAAAAGUAUCAAGUUCUGAAUUUGCUUCAUUUUAAGAAUAAGAGGGUACUGAUAUAUCUUAUAUUCCUGUACCUUUGUAAUGAGGCAAUUACUACAUUGGAAUUGCUAUUAAAAUUAUAAUCUGUUUUUUUUUUAAAUAACAUCAUGUUUCAUCUACAUUUUAAUUAUCAAGUAAACAGUGACUUAGGCUUUCUGAUUAGGAACUUAUAUGAAUCCUUAUUUAUAUUAAUAUCCUUAAAUAUCCAUGGUACUUGAAGUAAAAAUGUUAAGGCCAUCCUUUUUAAAGUAACUUGUGAUAGUUUAUUCAGAUCACAUUUAUUAGUCAAAUUUUGAUGUAAUUAUGGGGCUCUGAUUAUAAAUUGCACUAAAGUUGAAAGAGAAGUUUAAUAGGUUUUUCUCAAAUAGUUUUUUUCUGAAAACCUAAUCUUCACUUUAGAUUUACAUUUAAAAAUUUGACUACAGAUUAUUAUAAUAUUCUCAGAUAUGUGUACUUGAUAUUGAUUCAAUGUUAAUUUUAUUCUUAUUGACAUAUGACAAUGACUUAAUAAGAAAAAAAGGUGCAGCUGAAAAUUUGAUAUAGGAAUAAAGAUCCAAGGGACAGUAACUUAAUUUGGAAUAAUGACUUUUAGAGGCGAAAGUUAUUAGUUCAGCACUUAGAUGUUAUAUAACAAGAACAAAGGAAAAUGUCCCAAAUUUCAUUAUUCUAAGAUUUCAAGUAUCAAAAAGUGAUGUCGCUGUUCAUAAACACUGAAAGAAUUUUAAAUGUAUUUCAGAAAAAUUUCUAAAAAUAUCAUAAGUAAGUUCCUGGUAAUAUUAUUUUAAAAAUUUACACGCACAAUAUCCUAGAAUAAGGUGAACUUUAGUGGCCAAAGUGUUUUAUUUUAAAGCUCCAGUAUUCAUUUACAAAUAUUUAAUAAUAAAAACAUGAGCUGAUAAAUUGUUUUAAAUGAAAAGAUGUAAGGUUAUUGGUGCAUAUUUCUAUUUUCCCAAAAUCUAAUUGUAAUAUAUUUGUGACCAUUGCUAAAGGACAGUAUUGAAUUACAUACUCUUAAGUGAGAGUGUACAGUCUUUAAAAGACAUAAUUGAAAGUGAUUGCAUUGAAUAAAUUGCAAAUGAAUAUAUAGCCUAUUUUGGAAAUCAAUGAAGAAUCUACAAUCUACAGCAUUAGCCACAUGAUGUCGCUGUAUACCACAAAGUCUUGUCAAUGUUAAGGUAUAGAUCACCAAAAACUAAGGGAGGAAGCUCCAUUUUGUUACAGCCUGAGAGAAGACAAAAACAGGAGACAUAUUAUUCAAGAUAUAAAGUAAAGAAAGCAUGAUUUUGAAGUGAGAGCGGUACCAAAGGUGUAGUGGUUUUGCGAUGCUGUUUCCUAGGCAAGGAGGCAAGGGAGCCCAGCGCCUGCUGCUCUUCGUUUUGCUCCUCGCAGCCUGGAAGACUGGGAGUGGUCAGGUCCACUACUCGGUCCCGGAGGAGGCCAAACACGGCACCUUCGUAGGACGCAUCGCGCAAGACCUGGGGCUGGAGCUGGCAGAGCUGGUGCCACGCCUGUUCCGGGUGGUGUCCAAAGGCCGUGGGGACCUUCUGGAAGUAAAUCUGCAGAAUGGCAUUUUGUUUGUGAAUUCUCGCAUCGACCGCGAGGAGCUUUGCGGGCUGAAUCUGGAGUGCAGCAUCCACCUGGAGGUAAUUGUGGACAGACCGCUGCAGGUUUUCCAUGUGGAGGUGGAGGUGAAGGACAUUAACGAUAACCCACCGGUUUUCAGAGGGAGAGAACAAAGGUUAUUUAUUCCUGAGUCUAGACUGGUGGAUUCACGUUUCCCGAUAGAGGGUGCUGCUGAUGCGGACAUUGGGACCAAUGCUCUAAUAACUUACACCCUCAGCCCCAAUGAUUAUUUCUCUUUGGAUGUACAGGCAAGUGAUGAACUGAGUAAGUCACUUUCACUUGAAUUGAGGAAAUCUUUGGAUAGAGAAGAAAUACCAGAACUUCGUUUAUUAUUGACGGCCACUGAUGGGGGCAAACCAGAGCUGGAAGGUACAGUUCAGCUGCUGAUCACAGUGCUGGACGUUAAUGAUAAUGCCCCAUUGUUUGCCCAGGCUGUGUAUAGAAUCCAUUUAUUAGAGACUACAGCAAAUGGAACAUUAGUGACUACAUUAAACGCCUCUGAUGCCGAUGAAGGUGUAAAUGGCGAAAUUGUCUUUUCCUUCGGCAGUGAUGUUCCCCUAAACAUUCAAAAAAACUUCAAAAUUGAUUCCAGCUCAGGAGAAAUUAGGCUAAUUGGUAGACUGGAUUAUGAAGAAACAAAAUCUUAUGAAAUUCAUGUAAAAGCAGUUGAUAAAGGAAGUCCUCCAAUGUCAAAUCACUGCAAGGUUUUAGUGAAAGUGCUAGAUGUAAAUGAUAAUGCUCCACAACUGGCAGUCACAUCUCUGUCUUUGCCAGUCAGAGAGGACACUCCACUCAGCACCGUCAUUGCUUUUGUUUCCGUGUCCGACCGCGACUCCGGUGUCAACGGGCAGGUGACCUGCUCACUAACACCCCAUGUCCCCUUCAAGCUGGUGUCCACCUUCAAGAAUUACUAUUCGCUGGUGCUGGACAGCGCCCUGGACCGCGAGAGCGUGGCGAACUAUGAGCUGCUGGUGACCGCACGGGACGGGGGCUCGCCUUCGCUGUCGGCCACGACCAGCGUGUCCGUGGAAGUGGCCGACGUGAACGACAACGCGCCGACAUUCGCGCAGGCCGAGUACACGGUGUUCGUGAAGGAGAACAACCCUCCCGGCUGCCACAUCUUCACGGUGUCCGCGCGGGACGCGGACGCGCAGGAGAACGCGCUGGUGUCCUACUCGCUGGUGGAGCGGCGGGUGGGCGAGCGUGCGCUGUCGAGCUACGUGUCGGUGCACGCGGAGAGCGGCAAGGUGUACGCGCUGCAGCCGCUGGACCACGAGGAGCUGGAGCUGCUGCAGUUCCAAGUGAGCGCACGCGACGCAGGCGUGCCUCCGCUGGGCAGCAACGUGACGCUGCAGGUGUUCGUGCUGGACGAGAACGACAACGCGCCCGCGCUGCUGCCGCUGCCUGGGGCGGGCGGCGCGGGCGGCGCGGUGAGCGAGCUGGUGUGGCGGUCGGUGGGCGCGGGCCACGUGGUGGCGAAGGUGCGCGCGGUGGACGCCGACUCGGGCUACAACGCGUGGCUGUCGUACGAGCUGCAGCCGGCGGCGGGUGGCGCGCGCAGCCCGUUCCGCGUGGCGCUGUACACGGGCGAGAUCAGCACGACGCGCAGCCUGGACGAGGCGGACUCGCCGCGCCAGCGCCUGCUGGUGCUGGUGAGGGACCACGGCGAGCCGGCGCUGACGGCCACGGCCACCGUGCUGCUGUCGCUGGUGGAGAGCGGCCAGGCGCCCAAGGCCUCGUCGCGGGUGUUGGCGGGCGCCGCCGGCGCGGAGACGGCGCUGGUGGAUGUCAACGUGUACCUGAUCAUCGCCAUCUGCGCGGUGUCCAGCCUGCUGGUGCUCACGCUGCUGCUGUACGUGGCGCUGCGGUGCUCGGCGCCGCCCAGCGAGGGCGCGUGCGGGCCGGGGAAGCCCACGCUGGUGUGUUCCAGCGCGGUGGGGAGCUGGUCGUACUCGCAGCAGAGGCGGCAGAGGUGUGCUCUGGGGAGGGUCCGCCCAAGACCGACCUCAUGGCUUUCAGCCCCAGCCUACCUCAAGUUCCAGGCUCCGCAGAUGAAAGACAACAACCCUCAGAGUCAGAACACUUAGGAAAGCCACGACAGCCCAACCCAGACUGGCGUUACUCUGCUUCCCUAAGAGCAGGAAUGCACAGCUCUGUGCACCUAGAGGAGGCUGGCAUUCUACGGGCUGGGCCAGGAGGGCCU